AUGACUGGUGACUCCUCAAUUUCUCAGGUCAGGCGCCAGUUCUCCAAUUCAUUGUCUGUCAAUAGACUGCGGAGCCCAUCAGAUCUCACUCCCGUAUCUCCAUUAUCUACUAGAUCUAAUUCUGAACCUCAGAUAUCGUCACCUGGAUGGUCACAAUAUGGAGACGUUCAUGAGACCACAGAUGUUCGAACAUAUGGAGACAACGCAACAAAGACGUCGAAUGCAAUAUUAAAGAACAUCUCUAUGUUCCCCAGUAAUUCUGAAGAUACAGAUGACGUUAUCGAAUCCAUGGAAUACGUGGACUCUUUCGAGGUGCCAUCAGUCUUUCUCAAGAACGGGAUGCUACUUCUCAAGAUCUCACAUAAAUCGAAAAAGAGGAUUCAGUUGAAGGUAGAUCCCGCUAAUUUCAAAAUUUUCUUUAAUCAGAUUUCGAAAAGCAAGUUAUAUGAAUUCUUGGUCGAUGAUAUCAGAAGCUUCUGCGCCAGGGACCAUGCCAAUCACUACAGAGAAGAGUAUGGCAUUUCAAAAGAAUUUGAGAAGAGGUGGUUGACAGUGAUUUAUUAUAAUCACUCAAAAAAUAAACUCAAGACGCUCAAUCUCAUCGCUGAUACUAGUCAUGACUUGAAGAAACUACUUUUCAUAAUUGAAAACUUCAAGCGGCUUAAAGAUGAAAUCUCAAGAAAUUUUUUGGUUAACUUGAAAGAUUUGGACGAAACUUCUCGAAAUGUGGUGUUUGGAAAGGCUGAGGCAACGGAUAAAAGUUUGAAGGAAACAUUAACUUUUGCUGAUGUUCUCAAGUUUUGUAAACGUUUGAACAUUAAUUUGAAUCCAAGUCAUCUCAAGAGGCUCUUCCUGAACGUUCAUACUAAAGAUAAGGAAGGAAUCGACUUUGACCAGUUCAAAAGUUUUGUGAAGAUGCUCAAGGAGAGGCCUGAAUUGAGGAAGAUUUGGGAAGCAGUUCUGAAGGGAAAGGAUUUCAUGAACUAUAAAGAUUUUGAAUCCUUCAUGUUAGACGUUCAAAAGGAGACAAACGACUCCGACCAUUUCAGUAAGAUUUUCAAGAAAUUUUCUAUCGACGGAAUGGAUGGAUGGACAGAAGAUAUCUGGAAUAACUUCUUGAAUUCAAAGUUCUCCUUUCAUUUGAAGGCUGAGUUUCUGUCUCCGGACUAUUACACUCGUUCACUAAACGAGUAUUACAUCUUAUCGUCGCAUAACACUUAUUUGGUAGGUAGACAAGUUGCCGGAGACUCUUCUGUGGAAGGCUACAUUAAGGCGCUACAACGAGGCUGCAGAUGUAUCGAGAUAGACAUUUGGGAUAAUACUGAUGACCCUUAUGGCGACCCAGUAGUCAAUCAUGGCAGAACAUUCACAAAUGGCAUCUCUUUAACCAAUGCCCUACGUGCAAUUAGAAAAUAUGCUUUUACUUCGACGCCGUAUCCCGUCAUCCUUAGCCUUGAGAUUCAUUGUUCUGCUGAAUUUCAAUUGAAAGUUGUUGAUUCAUUAAAACAAACAUUCGGUGAAAUGUUAGUUGAUAAACCUAUUGAUUCUGGUUCAAGUUUACCUAGUCCAGAAGCUCUCAAGAACAGGAUUCUCGUCAAGGUCAAGAAAACAAGUCCAAUGUCAGACCUUGGUGUUGAUGAAAGUGGGAAGUUUGUUAGUAGCUCAACUACUGGCACUUCCUUUAGUGAAAGCAAUGAUUCGGUCAGCACACCAAGGAAAAAUUCACUUAAGCUCAGAAGAAGGGGUUCUAGUAAGGUAAUUGAUGCUUUAAGUGCAUUGGGGGUGUACAUUCAAGGAGUCAAAUUCAGGAACUUUUCGCUUCCAGAAUCCAAAACGUUUAAUCAUUGUUUCUCCUUGAAUGAGAAAGCAAUCAAUGCUAUGCUCAAGGAGGAUCUGAAGAUGGCCGCAAUUGACAAACAUAACAGAAAGUUCCUUAUGCGAGUCUAUCCCUCUAAGUAUAGACUAAAAUCUUCAAACUUCAUUCCGAUCAACUAUUGGACACAUGGAUGUCAGAUGGUGGCGACAAAUUGGCAAACGUAUGAUCUCGGACAGCAGCUCAAUGAAGCUUAUUUCGAAAAGUCACAGGGCCUGGGUUACAUUUUAAAGCCAAUGGCACUUCGACGUCCAUUAAUGAAGUCAACUAUGCGGAGGGUGUUUCUCAGCCGCAAAGUUAACACCAACUUCUCUAUUGAGAUCAUUAGUGCACAGCAUUUGCCAAAGCCUGUCAAUUCGGUAGCAAUAAAUCCAUUUGUGAUACUUGAGGUAAUCGGGACAUCCAACGUUCAAUGGGAUAAAGAAUCUACUGUGGGUGCGACUCGAUUAGUUGCUGAAAACGGAUUCAACCCCGUCUGGAAUCAGAGGUUUUCUGGCACACUUGAGACCGAUAACGAAAUGGUGUUUCUUCGUUUCACAGUUCAUUCCUCUCUGAAUUCAAAGGCUAUUGAGGAUUCUAAAGAAAUUGGGAUUCUUGUGACCAACUUGUUUGAUAUGAAACAAGGCUACAGAUAUUUUCCGCUCAAUGAUUUUUGUGAUCGCAAUAAGUUAUCGGUAAUGGGUAAGAUUACAGUUUCUGACACCAAGGCGAAACAGCGUCAUAAUCCUUUGCUCAGGGAUAUUACUUCGUCGGAUGGAGUCUUAAGAGAUUCCUCAAGGAAAUUAGCGAAGGCUAAGAAGACAGGAAAUGAGGAUCCUGAAGGUUUCCUCGAUGCUACCACUUCCCGCAAGAUCUUACAACUCGCCAAAGAGCAACAAGAGGAGUUGGAGAGCGAACUUUCUCAAGACAUUCAAGAAAAUAAAUCUUUUGCACUGACUCUCAAGGACCAGGCAAUGGAGGAUGAAAUGGUCAUGGGAGAAACAGAUGAAGAGUAUUCUGAUUUUGAGGAUGAUGCAUACCAAGUAGAAGAAGAGAUUGAAGUCGAUGAAAAUGAUCAAGCAUUAUUUGAAAGCUAUUUUAAAGGGGAGAACGCUGGUACCACCAUUAAUUUAGCUGAUAAAAUCCUUGCGAAGAUCCAUGAGAAAGAGCUUCUCAAAGAGCAGACUCACACAGCUGCAAGUAACACAGAUGCUGUGUAUCUUCCUCCCAAAGUCAUUGCUGCAUAUGAAAAAAUUGGGCAGAUUUUAUCUACUUAUAAGCACGGCAAGCUUCCAAAAUUGUUCAAGGUCUUACCAACCUUAAAGAACUGGGAGCAAGUGCUAUAUGUAACAAAUCCAGAGAGUUGGACUCCACAUGCAACCUAUGAAGCGACAAAACUUUUUGUAUCGAACUUGCAAGCCCAUGAAGCGCAAAAAUUCAUUGAGAAAGUGUUGCUAGAAAAGUUCAGGAAUUCGAUCGAAGAUAGCGAAAAUCAUUCAUUGGACUACCAUAUUUACAGAGCAAUUAAGAAGUCUUUGUAUAAACCAGGAGCAUUCUUCAAGGGUUUUCUUCUUCCUUUGGUUGAUGAUCAUUGUACUGUUAGAGAAGCUACGAUCACUGCAUCUGUUCUUUCUAAAGUUUCAGUUCCGGUAUUGCAUUCCUCUGUAGCAUUAACUCAAUUAGUACUGAGAGAGUUUCGUCCAGCUACUAUGGUGUUUAUUCGGGUAUUGAUUGAAAAAAAGUACGCUCUUCCCUACCAGACGUUGGAUGAAAUUGUGUUUUAUUUCAUGCGAUUCAGGAAAGCAGCGCAAGAAGAUAUGGGGGAACCUAUGGAUAAAAGUAUGCCAGCUUUACCGGUUGUUUGGCACAAGGCCUUUUUGGCAUUUGCUCAGAGAUACAAGAAUGAUAUAACUGACGAUCAACGUGAUUUCUUAUUGGAGACUGUUAGACAAAGAUUUCACCAUGCAAUUGGACCCGAGAUCAGAAGGGAACUUUUAGCUGGUCAGCCAAGAAUUGUGGAUCCAAAGUUCAAGGAGGCUGCUAUGGAAGACGCAUUUUGA
Sungouiella intermedia is the source of this 3912-nucleotide messenger RNA. NCBI's taxonomy places the organism in Eukaryota, Fungi, Ascomycota, Pichiomycetes, Serinales, Metschnikowiaceae. The record is from the annotation of a GenBank genome assembly.